Messenger RNA from Adelges cooleyi (spruce gall adelgid), 2180 nucleotides. RefSeq lists its product as uncharacterized. The record is from RefSeq and is a predicted model, not a curated record. Lineage: Eukaryota; Metazoa; Arthropoda; Insecta; Hemiptera; Adelgidae. The coding region runs from base 116 to 1279 and encodes 387 amino acids. The transcript has 11 exons.
CGUGUCUCUCAGUUCAGUCCGAGACGACCGUCUGUCACGUGUGGUGUUUUUUUUAUUGUCGGUGGUAAAAAACUCAUUUCAUUUCAUAAAUAAUUCAAUGUUAAUGUGAUAGAAAAUGAAUACAGGUGUGUUUGCUGCAGUGCUGUUUACGCUGAGCACGUUGACGGCGACCGCCAAUUGUUGGCCGUGGCCCAGUUUGUCGUGGCCGGGUUCGUCGAAGAGCACCGGAAAAGUGUUGAACUUCUUUCCAGUGCCCGUAACCGAAGAGUGCUUGUCCGACGAUUCCCGGAGAACAGGGUUGUGUCUGAACGCGUACGAGUGCAGGAUUCAAAAUGGAGAGUCACGCGGUCCUUGUGCUUUGGGAUUCGGCGUGUGCUGCGUUUUCACAUCGUCGUGUAACGCAGAGGUGGCUAAUAACGUCACGUACUUUGUCAACCCGAAUUUUCCGGGGCUUUUGAACGACGUGGGCGAGUGCACGAUCCGCAUCAAGAAGGUCUCCGACGACAUCAGUCAGAUACGCUUGGACUUUGUGCAUUUCAAUCUGGCACAGCCCAACAGGAAAACCGGAGUGUGCGAGACCGACACGUUUGUAGUGAGCGGGGCGAGAUCGAGCAAUUUGAAAUUUUGCGGCCUCAACAGUGGUCAGCACGUGUACUACGACGUGGACGACGUUAAAGAUGCGGUCACGAUCAACAUCCGACUGACGAAAGCCAACUACAACCGAAUGUGGGAAAUCAAAAUAACCCAAAUAGAGUUUGUCCAAAGGGCGCCGGCCGGAUGUCUUCAGUACUUCCAAGGCGUUUCGGGCACGAUACAAACGAUGAACUACGCCAUCAACGGUCGCCAUCUGGCCGACCAGGAUUAUGUCAUUUGCAUGAGACAAGAACAAAGUAUGUGUUCAAUAGUGUACGAACCCUGUGACGAGAACUCUUUCAAAAUAGGACCGCCCAUUACGGAAGACAGCUCUGUCGAAGGAUCCGGCGACGGCGGCGGUGGCAGCCAAGUGCUUUCUUUAAACGCGUUCAGAGAGUGCAGCGACAGAGUGAUGAUGCCCUGCGAUUCUGAAGAAUUCCUGACACCUCAAGGCGGACCUGGAAUUUGUGACCUGUUGCAUUGCGGAAAUACAUUUUGCUCGGACAAAGAAACGCCGUGCCGAAUCGAAAGUAGUACGACGCCUUUUGUGAUGCGCGUCCAAUUCGGACCCGGCAACAGAGAGGAGAACCCCGAAGACAACUUGGGCAUGUGCAUCAGAUACGAACAGCAACAGUGCAUGUCGUAGGGAAAAACAAUGGUUUUCCACAAAGCGUACGGUGUUGCCAACUGCAGCGGUUACACUUGGCAAAAUCGUAUGCAACGAAUAAAACGCUCUGUCCGUCCGACGACAACAACUGAGCGAAACGACCAAAGAUAGUAUUCUAAACACAGACACGGCCAGGAUCUUACACUAGUAUUAAAAGCCCUGAAGAGGGAUGUGUUGAGAAAAGAAUAUAUAAAAAAAAAAAAUACCAAAAAGUUUGAACGUCAAUGGUGUAAUAAAAACUUAAUAGAGAAAUAUAACAUAAUACGAACAACCUUAAAAAUCACAACCACGGAACGUAAAAUAAACAAUAAACAACAUUAAAACAAAAUAAUAGCAAUUUCUAAAAAAAAAAAAAAACAUACAUACAUGUAAUAUUAUACGGAUAAAAAAGAAUUGUUCCAAUAAGAACACACCGACGGAUGCCGGUACAUUUUAUACUUACGGCCAAAAAAAUGAAAAUAAAAAAAAUAAGAGUAACUAUUCGAUUAAGUAUAGUACAAUGAUAAUAUUAGAUAAUAGAAUUUCCAUAAUAACACACGUCUCGUAUCGAUGGUAGGUAAUAUAACAUUAUUUUUAUUGUAUAUAAUUGUUUAACGUUUAUUUUCUAAACGAGUAGGUAUAAAAUAUGUAAUUUUAGUACAAUAUUUGUAUUUAAGUGUAAUUUUUCAAUGCGUUUAGCUCAAAUUGUUUUUGUAAAUAGGUAUAUGUAUUAAAAACGACGUUUUAUAAAUAUUACGAAGAGAGUAUUUUGUUAUAACAUUUUUUUUUUUUUGUUUUUGUUUUUGUUUUAAACAAAGCGUUGAUUGUAUAAUAUUAUCUAAUCAAUUAUUUUUCCUUGGUGCUUUCGAAAAAAAAAAUGAUCGUAACCGACAAGCUAUAC